AUGCACAGAAAGACAAUUAUUCUUUAUACUGGAUACGCACAAGCUGAACGACAACGAGCGGUGGCGGGAUGGACAUGUGCGGGCGGCGUUCGAGGUGCGGGGCGAGUAAAACAAAACUAUGCGGGAAGCGUAAUACAUAUUGAAACUGAUUUAACAUUUAUGCAACUAUGCUUUGUUUGCAGGCUUAAAAACUUGGAACGAAACAUUAUGAAAAUCAACUACACCGAAGUCGAUGGACUGAAAUCAUUAUUUUUUAAUGUAGACUCUGAUGAGAUUCAAGCUAGCAGUGACAUUGUAUUUCUACCAACAUUAACUAAUACUAUUUUGUCUGAUUGUGAUUUCGAUAAAAGUCAAGCGUAUAUGUGCAUAGUGCCGGGUGUUGAAGGCCACUAUGAGCGGUUCCGUGUAUUGUGUGAGCGACUCAAACUCCACGCGCUCGUACUGCAGCCUGGUCUGAAUAAUCCUCGAGAAAGUAUGGAUGACUUAGCUAAUAGAUAUGUUCAGGUUCUUUUUAAGAAAACAGGUCUUCGUGACAAAUUCGUCCUAUUAGGCUAUGAAAGCGGUGUUUUAAUAGCAAUAAAAAUGGCAGAAAUUCUGGAAGCGCACGGUAUACUUGGAACCAUAUUUUGUAUCGGCGGAUCCCCAGAUGAUAUCAAGGCACAUUUUCAGCAUAAACUAAGCAUUUAUAAAACUGAAGUAGAUCUCCAAAAUGCAAUUUUACAGCACACAACAAGUCUUAUGAUGAAAAAAGCUGAUGAAAGAAUUAAUAAAAAUCUAGAAACUGCUGUGACAUGGGACAAAAAAGUAUUAGCUUGUGCGCGCAUAAUGAAGGAAACUAUUCAACACUCCAGUCAAUAUGCGAAACAAAUCAUAGAAUCUGCGUACGCAAAAGUGUACCAAGUACUUCAGUACGAGCCAGUGCCGGUCGUGCUUCGUUCAAAUAUAGUUUGCCUUCGUCCUACGACAUGUAGAGCAACAAAUUUACAGAAGUUUUCUGAACAACCAGUCGUCGAGUACAAUCUAAACACACCGCUCGAGUACAUGACGCAAGAUUUACGCUGCUCCGCUAUCAUCAACAGACACAUCGGCGAUGAUAUUCUACAACAAUUUAAUAAGAGGAACUUGUGCGAAAUGUAUGAAAGC
Messenger RNA from Brenthis ino (lesser marbled fritillary), 1143 nucleotides. The record is from the annotation of a GenBank genome assembly. NCBI's taxonomy places the organism in Eukaryota, Metazoa, Arthropoda, Insecta, Lepidoptera, Nymphalidae.